UCCGGCAACUUUUGAGACGAAAUUAUCCCGUUUGCCCCAAUUCGGUGCUAGGAACCCCGACACGAUGGCGUCCAUCUUGCGAUCUUUUGUCUCGACGGUCGCCAAGAGUGGCGUACUGACCGCAAACGGAUUGUCUCGAACUACCCCUGCGGUAUUGAUGCGCUACAAGUCUAACGAAGCAGCUGUGGAAUCGCGACCAACCGUUCGUAAACCUGAUGCCGCUGCUCGAUCGGAGCUUUCGGAUUUCGGUAAAUACGUAGCGGAAUGCUUGCCGAAAUACGUGCAGAAAGUGCAGCUGACAUCGGGCGACGAGCUGGAGGUGCUGAUAGCGCCAGAAGGUGUUGUUCCCGUGUUGCAAUUCCUCAAGGAUCACCACAACGCCCAGUUCGCAAAUCUGGUGGACAUUGCCGGCAUGGACGUACCGUCGCGUCAGUAUCGUUUCGAAAUCAUCUAUAACAUUCUUUCGCUGCGCUACAAUUCACGCAUCCGUGUCAAGACCUACACCGACGAGCUCACGCCAAUUGAUUCAUGUAACGAGGUGUUUAAAGCAGCGAACUGGUACGAACGAGAGAUCUGGGACAUGUACGGUGUGUUCUUCGCUAACCAUCCGGAUUUGCGACGCAUUUUGACUGAUUAUGGCUUCGAGGGGCACCCGCAGCGUCGCGAUUUCCCUCUGAGCGGCUACGUCGAGCUGCGCUAUGACGAUGAAAAGAAACGUGUUGUGUGUGAACCGCUCGAGCUGGCCCAGGAGUUCCGCAAGUUUGAUCUGUCGGCGCCAUGGGAACAAUUCCCUAACUUCCGCAACGCCAACCCGGCCACGGAGGAAAUCGCAACGAAGCCAGCAGAAAAGUAAACUACCUAACGCGGGGAUGGAGCAAUUGCGAGAUUGUUUUUCGUUCAUAGGAUGAAAUAAAACCGAAAGCUAUUAUAACAUAAAAAAAA
Messenger RNA from Anopheles nili, 942 nucleotides. RefSeq names its product NADH dehydrogenase [ubiquinone] iron-sulfur protein 3, mitochondrial (gene ND-30). Gene Ontology annotation, molecular function: NADH dehydrogenase (ubiquinone) activity. The record is from RefSeq and is a predicted model, not a curated record. The transcript is spliced from 3 exons. Bases 65 to 853 code for a protein of 262 amino acids. Lineage: Eukaryota; Metazoa; Arthropoda; Insecta; Diptera; Culicidae.